Messenger RNA from Rhopalosiphum padi (bird cherry-oat aphid), 1402 nucleotides. RefSeq lists its product as uncharacterized. Lineage: Eukaryota; Metazoa; Arthropoda; Insecta; Hemiptera; Aphididae. The coding region runs from base 452 to 1072 and encodes 206 amino acids. The record is from RefSeq and is a predicted model, not a curated record. The transcript has 2 exons.
UAAUGUCUGUGAAUACUGAAUAGUAAUAACUAAUAGUGUGAAAUGUGAAUUGUGAAAAAAUUAAUUAUUACGAUUUUUUUCAAGUUUUUGUAUAGGUACUAAUAUUGUUCAAUUGUUGUGGUUAUUAUUAUUUUAUUUGUUAACAUAUGAUUUCUAAAGUCAAUACUUAAAUUACAAAGUAUAACUUUCCAACUAUAACACUGUUAACUGAUUAUCCAAAGUUUUUAUAUAUUUACUGUAAUAUUGCAUACAUUAGAACACUAGACAUAUUAUGAUUAUUAUGAGUAUAUGAGUACGUUCUAUUUAUUAUGAUUGUUUAAAACAAAAUACAAUACAAGAAUGUUGUUGUGAAUUAAACCCCUUAGGUUUGAAUGAUAAGUUAUUAAAAUUGCAAAUUGAAUUAUUUUAAAAAUUACAUAUCAACAAUAGCCAAUAGGUAUAAUACAUCAAUAUGGACACAAUGCACUCAAAUAUUGACUUGGCUUUAUUUUCGAUUAAGCAAAAUAAAAGUAUUGAGAACCGAGUAAAUAAAUACUCCACAAAAAUUAUUCUAUCAAAUUUUACUGAAGAAACAAUUACUAGUUAUAAUAAACAUACAUUAAAAAAAAAUACAAAUAUACAAUUUCAGAACACUAAUAACAAUUUUUGUAACGUUAUUAGUGCUCCUUCAAUAUGUAAGAACAACACAAUUCAAAGUAAAAGUUAUUUAAAUAAUGACGAUUAUAGCACAAAUAAUAAAGCUGAUCCUUGUAAAAACAUUGUGAUGAAAACAAAUGAUGAAAUUCAUAUUAAAACAGACAAUAAAAAUGUUCAUCUAAAAACAGCAAAUAAAAAGCAAAAAAAUAUAUCAUUUUCAAAUGAAAAGCUAUGGGAAAUUAAUAGGGUUAAUCAAAUCUUACAUAAUAAAAUUACUAAUGCAGUGAAACCUACUUAUACGAGGGUUAACCCUUCUAUAUCAUUAGUUAAAGCCACAUCAACAAUAAAUAGAGAGAGAAAAAAUAAAGACAUUGUUAAGGAGAAUGAAAUUCUUGCCAAGAAGUUGAGGAAUGUAAGAUCAACCAUCUUUAAGUGAAUUGAAGUUUUUAAUUCAAUACCUAUUCUUGAUUUUGUGAAGAAGAUUAAAUUUUUAUUUUGCUUGCACAAGUUAUAUUAUGUGUGUAUUAACAAGUGUAGAUUGAUAUUUUUGUUUUUCUAAUUUCUAGUUCAAAAUACUAUUGAUAAUUACAAAUUUUGUUCAAAAUAUAAAAAAAAAAAAUAGUUUAUUAAUAGUUUUAAUAAGAUCCAAAUAUAUAAUUAUGAUAUACGGUUCACGAUAUAAUGUAGCUAUAUGAUUUAAAUUUAUUAAAUUCAGUUUUAUACAAUUUUUAUUUUUAUUUAGUUCCAAUAAAAAUUAUUGUUUUUA